GGAAGGAGGGUUUACACAAAAGAGGCUGGGAUUUGUUUUAAAACACUCCCUCCCUCCCUCAUCAGCUCCAUUUUUUUCCUUCUUAUUUGUGCACUUGUUCCUUCGGAGACAUCCUCUCUGUUUGUUGUUUUUAGCGGGCGCUGCUGACAGAUAAGAUUGAUCUCGCUUACCUUUACCUGGAAAUAACAGAAAACCUGUCUUCUCGUUCUUUCGGCUUCAUUUCAAUAGCAGCCCUGGGGAGAGUAUUUCUCCCCCAGCCCACAAUGGCCUUUCAGCCAACUUCCUCGGUCCACGCAUGACUGCCCCCCACCCCGACCAAAAAAACCAAAAUCAACCCCUCUCUUCUUACAGCAGCACAAGCCCCAGUAGAAAUUGACAAAUUAGCACAGAUGGAGGAGACCGAUAGCUGGAGAGAUCGGUUGAAGCUCUCCAGUGAGGACUUGACUGAUCCCAUCAACCUCGAAGACUCCCAUUAUACCCUGCUGCAACUCGAGCUUGAAGCCGAUGCCCAGAAUUUGGAGGCAGACUCCUGGAGUCUGACUGUGGAUCAGAACUACCUAAAGAACCUGAGCAAAGAGGAAAUAAAAAGACAAGACAUCAUCUAUGAAUUGAUCAAGACCGAGGUGCACCUCGUGCACACCUUAAAAAUCCUUCUCGGGGUCUUCAUGCACGAGCUGAGGCAGUCCCAGCUGAUAGAAGAGGAUCGGCUGAAGAGGCUCUUCCCGGGCAUCGAAUCCCUACUCGUCAUCCACGAGCACUUCCUCAAAUGCCUCAAAAUGUGCCGAAACCAGAGUCAGGAGGAAGGAAACCCGAUUAACUACCAAAUAUCACAGAUAACAGAUGUCCUCAUCUCUCAGUUUUCAGGUUCAAUAGGAGAUCAGAUGGUGGCUUAUUACGGGAUGUUUUGCGGCCAUCACUUAGAAGCCGACCGCAUCUACAAAGAUCUGAUCCAGAACAACAAGCGGCUGCAGGCCCUCGACAGAAAAAUAGGUCAGCUGCCUCUGGUGCGGAGGUUGGGAAUCUCCGACUGCUUACUGUUGGUGACUCAGCGCAUCACAAAGUAUCCCGUGCUGGUGGAGCGACUCCUACAAAACAUCGACGCCGACACAGACGACCACAGGUCUCUCAGCAAAGCCUUGGAGUGCAUCAAAAACACCAUCGCCCAGGUGAACGCUCAGGUCAAAGACUAUGAGAAAGCCGCUCGUGUGAGAGAGAUCGGUUAUCGUCUGGAUCCAAAAUCUGUGGGGCGGCUGAACGGAGGCGAGGUCAUCCGCAGGGAGGAUCUGAUUCAGGGCAACAGGAAGCUGGUGCAUGAAGGCGCGGUCACCUGGAAGUCAUCUGGUAAACAGAAAGACGUCCAUGCUGUGCUGCUGUCAGAUGUGCUGCUCCUCUUACAAGAGAAAGACCAGAAGUUCGUAUUUGCUGCUGUUGAUAACAAACCUCCAGUCAUCUCCCUUGAAAGACUGAUAGUCAGAGAAGUGGCCAUGGAGGAGAAGGCUAUUUUCCUCAUUUGUGCACGCACCGUCGGCUUGCCGGAGAUGUAUGAGAUCCGCAUGGGCUCUCGAGAGGAGCGCAUCACGUGGGAGGCCAUCAUACGAGAAGCGUUGGAACGUCAUCAGCAAGAGGUGCAGUACAAUGAAAUGAUCACUACUCUGCAAAGGUUUCAAGUUCAUCUUAAGGAGAGGGACGACCGCAUAAAGGAAAGUCUGACAGAGAAGCAGCAGCUCUUUGCUGCUCUCUAUAAACAUGUGACUGGACAGGAAACCCCCUGUGAUGGACUGCCUCUCGUAGGAAGCGCCAACGACCUCCAGCAGCGGGAGAUGCUGUUGAACACAGCCAUCGACGAAGUGGAAAUCCUGCAGAACCUGCUUGCCUUGAAGACAAGCAACACAAACGCUCCCGUGGAUGAGAGUAACGCACGGGGAGGAGUGGCAGAUAGUAAAUCUGCAGCUAGCACUUGGAAAUAUGGCGAAGAAGCUGAUGACCUUGAAAAUUUCAGUCCCCCGACUAUGAGCCACAGCUUUAGUGACCAGCUGCAGCAGCACCACUCCUCCGAAGGCCCAGAACAGUCUGCUGAUGAAGAACCCCACGAUGCCUCGCUGCUACAUUUAACCGAGGCUGAGGUUUAUGACAGGGUGAUAAUGCUCGGGCAGAUGCUCUAUAGCUUAAAAGCAAUCGUUGCUCAACAGGACAGCGAGAACGCGCUGCAGCACGCUUUCCAGUCACAGAACCAGCGGGCUGCUACCUUCAGCAACGCUUUGUAUGAGUACGAGAAGCAGCGCAGCUUGGAAAAGCAGAGGGAGGAACUCAACAGCUUGAGCAAGCAGCAGGCGCAGCUUCGAGAGGAGCAGCAGCACUGGGAGAAGGAGAAGGAGCGGCUCAGGCGCCAGAUGGAGGUUCAGGAGGCUCAGCUGAAGCAGAAGGAGGAGGAGUGCAGGAAGUUUGAGGAGAAGCUCAGCGAGGAGAAGACCGAACUCGACGUGCUGAAAAAAGAAUACCAGCAGGACCUGGAGAGACUGAGGGAGACCACAAGAUCACUGGAAAAAGAAAAGGAGCGGCUGGAACAAGACAAGGAGCGCUUAGAUAAAUUUAAGAAGAAGUUCAUGCCAAGCUACGACGAUCCCACACAGUGUUUGAUGUACUCGUCAUUCAGGGGAAGCACAGUGAACGGAGGCACUCUGACCUCAACGCUACAACUCUACACAAAACCGUUCGAUUCUCUGGAAAUCCCCCCAAAAGUUCCACCGCGCAGGGAGAGCAUCUGCAUACACCCGGCCAAACCCAGUCUGCUCCCCAACCUGGUCAGCACCACCAACCAGGCGCUCAAACCUGUACCCGUGCAGCAGAAGAUCCCCACAAAACUGGCCAAGGAGAAGGACAAAGUCUCCAAGAAGAAAACCCACAAGAGGGCCCAGAGCGCAGCCUCUAUAGACCUGAGCGAGGUGGCGCCCAUCCAGGUGACGGUGAAAGAAGGAGGAAGUCUGAGGUUCCAGAGAAAAACCAGUCCUCAAAGGAUCAUAAAUACAGAUACUUUCAGUCCUCCAGCAUUUGUCCAGAACGUGAAGACGCCUCAGAACCUCAACAGACGGAGGAGCAGCGACACUACUCCACCAGCUCCACCUCCUUUCCCCAAGGACAUUGCCAAACAGAAAAAAGAGAAGGAAAUCUUUCUUUAACCCUAAACUUCAGACCAUCGGGCGAGUCUGGAAUUAUAGACGGAGCUUCAGGAUGACCGUGUGUGUGUGUGUGUGUGUGUGUGUGUGUGUGUGUGUGU
This is a messenger RNA of Maylandia zebra (zebra mbuna), 3274 nucleotides long. It is a transcript of the gene arhgef18a, whose product is annotated as rho/rac guanine nucleotide exchange factor (GEF) 18a. NCBI's taxonomy places the organism in Eukaryota, Metazoa, Chordata, Actinopteri, Cichliformes, Cichlidae. Gene Ontology annotation, molecular function: guanyl-nucleotide exchange factor activity. The record is from RefSeq and is a predicted model, not a curated record. Gene Ontology annotation, cellular component: plasma membrane. Gene Ontology annotation, biological process: regulation of Rho protein signal transduction.